CCCCGGGAGCGGUCUGGGAGCUCGCCAGCGGGUCCGGCUGGGCGGGCGGCCUCCGUCGGUGUGCGCGGCUCGGGGAGGUCUUGCCCGGGCUCCGGUGCAGCGAGCUCCGCGGGAAAGUGUGGGCACGGCGGUGGCUUCCGAGGGUUGCGCCGCGCCUUCCUGCCCCGAGGGCGGCCGGCUGCCGGGCGCGGGAUCCGCUAACGCAGUUCCGCGCGGGGCCGGCUGUCGCGUUUGCCCUGUCCCUGUUGUCGUCCCGCUCUGCGCAAGGUCCUGCCGUCCCCGCCGAGGCUCGGGCGCCCUCCCGGGCGCGGGGGUGGCCGGUGCCCGCUGAGCUGCUGCCGGAGGAGCUGCUGCUUUUCCUCCCUGGCCGCCUCUGUAACAUUCCUCCUGUCCUGGGGGACUUGACAGACCUGCUGUAUUGAUUAUGUCCGUUUGCUUUUCCUUCACACUAUUUCCUGCUCUGGUUUUUUCAUUUCCGUCUCUUCUCCUAGAUACUUGAGCAAUUUCGGUUGAAUAGAGUACUAUUCAUUUCCGUUUGUGAGCUAAUCAGCCUUUCUGGGCACAGUUAAACAGAUGUGGCACUGCAGCUGUGAGUAAGGUGACUGCUACCUGCAGUUCAGAAGCUGAUGGGUAAAGCUCUGUAUGAUCGUUGUGGAGGAAUAUCUGUUGCAUUUAGUCAGCUGUGGUGCAGUUAUUGGUCUUUAAAUUCCUUUAAAUAGGAUCUACUGUCUGUAUUUACAUUUGCAUCUUGGGCCCGUGGCACUGAACAGGAGGAGACGGAGCUGCAGGACGGCUGGUUUGCAGGCUUUCUCGGCCUGCAGAGUGGCAGCAAUUCCAGAAGUUCAACUGACUUCUCGGGCGUGCGCUGCUCAGACAGGAGAGCGUUGUCUGCCUGUGUGUUGCGGCAUGGGCACGUGUGGCUUUUCCUUUUAUUUCCAAGCCUGUUCGGUGUGCUGAAAAAGCAGUUUGCAUUAUAGAACAUCAUGAGUAGCGCAAGCUUUUUUCCCAAGCUUCUCCUAACCCUUACUCUGUUGUGCAGAUCUGAGGUCAGGUGCGCUUCUCUGUGUUCUAGAUGGCAGGAGGGCGCUGACUCAUUCCCAGGUGAAGAAGUCUGGAGAUGUCUAGGAUGCGGGGACAGUAUUGCUGCUGGUCAGCGCCUCUACAAGACUGUAAAUGAAGCUUGGCAUAUUUCCUGUUUCCGAUGCUCUGAAUGUCAGGACCCCCUCACUAACUGGUACUAUGAGAAAGAUGGGAAGCUGUACUGUCACAAAGACUACUGGGGGAAGUUUGGGGAAUCCUGCCAUGGCUGCUCUCUGCUGAUGACUGGACCUGUGAUGGUGGCUGGCGAAUACAAGUAUCACCCUGAGUGCUUUGCUUGUAUGAGCUGCAAAGUGAUCAUUGAAGAUGGGGACACUUACGCACUCGUGCAACAUUCCACGCUUUACUGUGGAAAAUGCCAUAACCAGAUUGUGCUGACACCGAUGAUAGAAAAACACUCCACUGAGUCUCUGCGUGAGCAGCUGCCUUAUACGCUGACCCUCAUCUCCAUGCCGGCAGCUACUGAUGGCAAGCGGGGGUUCUCUGUGUCUGUUGAAGGCGGCUGCUCCAGCUAUGCCACUGGUGUCCAGGUGAAAGAAGUUAACAGGAUGCACAUCAGUCCAGAUGUCCGAAACGCCAUCCACCCUGCAGAUCGUAUCCUGGAGAUUAAUGGAGCUCCUAUUCGUACAUUACAGGUGGAGGAGGUGGAGGACUUGAUUCGCAAGACAAGCCAGACGCUUCAGCUGCUGAUAGAGCACGACCCUGUCUCACAGCGCUUAGACAGGCUUCGUUUGGACUCCCGUCUUCCCACCCACAUAAAGCCGCCCAUUUCCCCACGCUCACUCUCUCCACUGGACAUCAAGGAGAAUCUGGAAGGAACACUCCGACGGCGUUCCCUCAGGCGCAGUAACAGCAUUUCUAAGUCUCCCGGCCCCAGUUCUCCAAAGGAACCGCUCCUUCUGACCCGUGACAUCAGUCGUUCUGAAUCCCUACGUUCCUCUUCUAGCUGCUCCCAGCAAAUCUUCCGGCCCUGUGACCUGAUUCAUGGCGAAGUACUAGGAAAAGGAUUUUUUGGACAAGCAAUCAAGGUGACUCACAAAGCAACAGGAAAGGUGAUGGUGAUGAAGGAGCUGAUUCGCUGUGAUGAGGAAACACAGAAGACUUUCUUGACAGAGGUGAAAGUGAUGCGCAGCCUGGAUCACCCCAAUGUGCUGAAGUUCAUUGGUGUACUGUACAAGGACAAGAAGUUGAAUCUCCUCACUGAGUACAUUGAGGGGGGCACCCUGAAGGAUUUCCUCCGCAAUGCGGAUCCAUUUCCCUGGCAGCAGAAGGUCAGCUUUGCCAAAGGAAUUGCCUCUGGAAUGGCUUACUUGCACUCCAUGUGCAUCAUUCACAGAGACCUGAAUUCACACAAUUGCCUAAUCAAGUUGGAUAAGACGGUGGUGGUGGCUGACUUCGGUCUGUCUCGGCUGAUUGUGGAGGAAAGAAAAAAGCCCACUUUGGAGAAGCCAUCUGCCAAGAAACGAACCCUACGCAAGAGUGACAGGAAGAAGCGCUACACUGUGGUUGGCAACCCAUACUGGAUGGCCCCAGAGAUGCUAAAUGGACAGAGCUACGAUGAGACAGUGGACAUUUUUUCAUUUGGGAUUGUUCUCUGUGAGAUCAUAGGCCAGGUUUAUGCUGACCCGGACUGCCUCCCACGCACACUGGAUUUUGGCCUUAAUGUCAAGCUGUUCUGGGAGAAGUUUGUUCCUGCUGACUGUCCUCCAGCCUUCUUCCCUCUGGCUGCCAUUUGUUGCAGACUGGAACCAGAGAGCAGGCCCCCUUUUUCCAAGCUGGAAGAUUCCUUUGAAGCGCUCUCUCUCUACCUGGGAGAACUUGCCAUCCCCCUUCCAUCUGAGCUGGAGGAGCUGGACCACAACGUGAGUGUGCAGUAUGGACUGAACCGUGACAAACUACCUGAAAACACAACCUAGUCAGCUUGUCCUGCUGCCUGCCCCACUUCCAUUGGAGUUGAGAUGAGUGACAGGGAGGGAGAUGCACUUCAGCCACUUCCAGGGCAUUAAUGGGGCACCACGGUGUGCGUUUGCUGCAUUGCUUCUCUCUCCCCACCCAACACCUCUCCUUGUGGACAUCCUGAUUCACUGUGGAUUUCUGGCAUGUUUCAGAAGCAAAAAGGGCUGUUUCCUGCCAACUGCACCUAGGAAAGCUGCUCAACACUAUUUUUCUGGCUUGAGAAAUGUUUCUCUGGCCUUUUCAGGCUUCUUUACUGUGGUGCCUUAGAACUUGGCUGCAAGCUGUGAAGCCACCCUGGCCCAUCUGCCGGGGAGGGAAUUGGUAUAGGAUACUCUCCUGGGCAAGGACCAGCACUUCUGGAGCUGCUUCUCCCACUGACUGCCCUGCUCAGAAAGCUGGGGAAACUGGACAUCCAGCAAAAGGCCCCACCAGGACAGCGUGCGUGUGUAUGUUUGCAUGUGUUUUCCAAAACAACCCACUGAGAUUUUGGCCUCCAGUGUGCAUCAGGGGAGGGAGUGAAAAGCCCCAGGAAUGAGCAGCUCUACUGAAAUACCUUGUCUGUGGAGAAGUGUGUAUGAAUUUUUGUUUUGGUUUGGUUUUGUGGGUUUUUCCUCCUCCGUCUCCGAAUACCUCCAAAAGCCUGGCUAGAAACACUAAGACUGAGCUCUGCUUGCCCCUCCUGAUGGUGAACAAGGCAGGCAGCGAUUGAGCCGCUUGAGCAUCUUCAGACCCAGAGCCUGCACAGUGAGUUUGUCUGCCCAAGAACCUUAACCUAGGUGAGAGUAUUUGAACCUGACUCUGUAGAACUGCACUAGGCGCUAGCGGCAGACAUCCCUGGAGUGCUGAAGCUGCUUGAGCUCUUGGCCUGUGGAUGUGAGGUGGUAGAAGGGGUGGCAGAAAGUGCUCUUCAGAAAGCCAAAAGUCUGAAGUGGCUCAGACUCCGUACAUGGACAAUAGCAAAGGCUACUUAAAGGAUGGACUUGUCAUGAACAGAAAAGUGCUGGAGAAUGUCCCAUCCUCCCAGGAGUGGCAGCUGCAGAACUAGUAUUUCAGUUGCCAUUACCUCAUCCUUUCCUGCAGGCUGUGCAAGUUGCUCCCUUUGAAGGUCCUUGCUGCUGCAGCACCUGAGCUGAUUCUCCAAGCAGAAACUUUCCUCAGGGUCAUUCCCUGCUUUUGGGGAAAAAAAAAGGGGCUUGGAGUCAUUGGGAGGUGGGUAGGGGUGUAUUUUCUUCCAGCACUUCUCUUCUUCCUCCCUCAGUGGGAGAAGGAAGCAAGCUACUGCUGUAGUAGCUCACGUGGUUGGCAGAAUUGAACAAAAAGCUGUCUCAAGUCCUGCUCUUAAGUUUCACAAACAUCUUGGUUUAACUGGAUUUUUAGCGUGUUCCUUUCUUGCCCCAUCCCUUCCUUCAGUAUUGAAUGGUGGGGAGUUGGUGUUAGUCUUUGCUGUUACUUUGAUUUCCUCCCCCUACCCAUGAAUUUAAAGUAUUAUGUAAAGUAACAUGGGACCAGCCACCACCUGACAAAAGGGGGGGGAGGGCAUGGGGUGGUGUUUUUAGUCUGUGUAGUGAUGUUUUAGAAACACUGGGGACUUCCUGUGGAGGAGCCUCUCUAAACUGGGUCCAGUGGAUUCAGGACUGUUAACAGGAUUUGCCCUUUCUUUCCCCCUCCCAGGCUGGUUUGUGAGGGGACCCCUGAAGGGGAGAGUCCUGGGUGAUGUGUGGGUGGGGUUUAUGAACUGUGAUUUGCACAGCUCCAUGUUCUAACUAAAUUAAAAAGCAGUAAAUGUAUGCUAUGAAAA
Molecule: messenger RNA, 4852 nt
Organism: Grus americana (Whooping crane)
Lineage: Eukaryota; Metazoa; Chordata; Aves; Gruiformes; Gruidae
Gene: LIMK2
Product: LIM domain kinase 2
Exons: 16
Coding region: 984-3014 (676 amino acids)
Biological process (GO): actin cytoskeleton organization; protein phosphorylation
Cellular component (GO): cytoplasm; nucleus
Molecular function (GO): ATP binding; protein serine/threonine kinase activity; protein binding
Source: RefSeq, a predicted model, not a curated record